AUGGCCCUCAACAUGGACUUCCAGCUUGGUUCGUUCGAUGUCGUGACAACUAGUUUUUGCAUUAAAGCAGCUGUGAAAUCGGAAAUAGAGUACAGGAAUGCAAUUGCCAAGUUGAGAAAAUACUUGAAACCAGGUAGAUAUCUGGUUAUGUACAGCUCCAUAGGUCAGAAUUGCUAUAGAGUAGGCAAAGAAAAGUUCCGUCACUCUUUCGUGAGCGAGAAUCAAAUCCAAGAAACAUUACGCAAGGAGGGCUUUGGUGAGGCGGACAUGAAGUUACCAGCGGAACCAAGAAGGGAGUUGUAUGAUGGUGAAAAACUGUACUUUGUCGGCGCUACAGUCGAAAGUGAACAGUAG
Orbicella faveolata is the source of this 354-nucleotide messenger RNA. Its product is annotated as nicotinamide N-methyltransferase-like. The record is from RefSeq and is a predicted model, not a curated record. NCBI's taxonomy places the organism in Eukaryota, Metazoa, Cnidaria, Anthozoa, Scleractinia, Merulinidae.